Pseudophryne corroboree (corroboree frog) is the source of this 1958-nucleotide messenger RNA. It is a transcript of the gene KYAT1, whose product is annotated as kynurenine aminotransferase 1. Gene Ontology annotation, molecular function: L-kynurenine:2-oxoglutarate transaminase activity; pyridoxal phosphate binding. The coding region runs from base 358 to 1644 and encodes 428 amino acids. Gene Ontology annotation, biological process: biosynthetic process. Gene Ontology annotation, cellular component: cytoplasm; mitochondrion. Lineage: Eukaryota; Metazoa; Chordata; Amphibia; Anura; Myobatrachidae. The record is from RefSeq and is a predicted model, not a curated record. The transcript has 14 exons.
CCUGCCGCCAUCUUUGUUCCUGGCAGGAGUAGAGUGUAUGUCGCCGUCAUCUGUGGGCGAUUCAUGCCAAGUGCACAUGGUUUUGCCCAAUUGCUAUCAAAAAUCCUGCUGCGAUCAACUUGGAAUUACCCCCAAUGUGCGAGAACACACAAGAUACCCUCUGGGACACAAGCUUACCUUCAGUCCAGCAUCAGGCUCAUCGAGAUGACUUGGAACUUCCUGCCAAGGACAUACCAUGAAAUGAUGGCCGUACUCCAGAUGCUAUAAAGCUUCUUUACUGAAUUAUUCAUGAAGCUGAUAUACAAUAUGGAUAUGUGCCGUCUAUUUAAAAUAAACGUAUUCUAAGUUUGGGACAGAAUGGCGAAGCAGGUCCAAGCCCAGCGGCUGGAGGGAGUGGAUAACAAUAUCUGGGUUGAACUGGUCAGUCUUGCUGCUCAGUAUAAAACUGUGAACCUGGGACAGGGUUUUCCUGACUUUUCACCUCCAAGCUUUGUGAGAGAAGCAUUUUCCAAAGCCAUCACUGAGGAGAACACACUGCUGAACCAGUACACAAGAGCCUUCGGACACCCUCCCCUCGUAAAGAUCCUCGCUGAGCUGUUUGGUCAAUUGCUGAAACGAGAGCUGGACCCUCUCUGUAAUGUGCUGGUGUCAGUGGGUGCAUAUGGGGCCCUUUAUAAUGCUUUCCAGGCUCUGGUGGAUGAUGGGGAUGAGGUCAUUCUCAUUGAGCCGUUCUUUGACUGUUACGAGCCAAUGACGAAAAUGGCCGGUGGACGAUGUGUUUAUAUACCGCUAAGACCUAAGCUCACAGACGCAGGAACGCAACUAAGUAGCUGGAACUGGAGGUUAGAUCCUGCUGAACUGGAAGCAAAGAUCACUAAGCGUACAAAAGUUCUUGUGUUGAAUACCCCAAAUAAUCCUCUGGGAAAAGUUUUUAAUAGAGAGGAGCUGGAGGAAAUUGCAAACAUCUGUGUCAAAUAUAAUAUACUAUGCUUCUCUGACGAAGUAUACGAAUGGCUGGUGUACGACGGGUCCCAGCACAUACGGAUUGCUGGUCUCCCGGGAAUGUGGGAACGUACAAUCACAGUCGGAAGCGCGGGAAAGACUUUUAGUGCUACUGGAUGGAAGGUGGGCUGGGCCUUGGGUCCCGAUCAUCUUAUCAAACACCUCAGGACGGUCCAUCAGAAUUCUGUAUAUCACUGUGCUACUGGCGCUCAGGAGGCAGUGGCCCAGGGAUUUCAGAAGGAGCUGGAGAGGCUGGGAAAGCCGGAUUCUUACUUUGUACAGCUGCGGGAUGAGCUGCAGAAGAAGCGAGACCGGCUUCACCGCUGCCUCACAGAGGUGGGGAUGAAACCUGUUAUUUGCCAAGGGUCUUACUUUAUGAUCGCUGACGUCUCUCACUUCAAAUCUGAGGUCCCGCCUCCCGCUGACAACACUGUACCUUACAAUACCUACUUUGUAAAGUGGAUGAUGAAAAAUAAACAAUUAGCGGCUAUACCCGUUUCGGCAUUUUACAGCGUUCCACACCAGAAGAUGUUUGAGAAUUACAUCAGGUUUUGCUUUGUGAAGGAGGAUGCGACGCUGGAUGCCGCCGAGAAGAUUCUACAGAAGUGGAGCAGUGAGUCCACCGGACGGAAGGCGCAGUAGCAACUGCUGUCUGUAGGACGGUUCCCCAUCAGAUGACUAUAGAGAAGCUGCCAAUGAUUGACUACUCACAUUAGAUUGUCUGUUUUUUUUUUGGUUUUUUUACUGUAGCGUUACAUACAGUAUAUUGUGGUUAUAGUUUUGACACCCUCUGUUGACUUUGAUAUAUUAGUCUGUACAUAACCUUUUAGUUUUUAGUUUCAGCUUUCUUUCAUUUUUUGGGAUUACGGAGUCUGUGUACAGUCACUAACUGCUCGUUAUUGUCAGUACUUGUGGCAUUGUAAAUCUAAAUAAAGUUGUAAAAUAAUAAUUAUUAA